This is a messenger RNA of Phytophthora nicotianae INRA-310, 243 nucleotides long. RefSeq lists its product as hypothetical. Lineage: Eukaryota; Oomycota; Peronosporomycetes; Peronosporales; Peronosporaceae. The record is from RefSeq and is a predicted model, not a curated record. Bases 1 to 243 code for a protein of 80 amino acids. The transcript is spliced from 3 exons.
AUGGGGCUAGGUGACGCUGUAGUUGCUGGCUCCGACGGGCUUACCAAAACACAAGCCGCCGAACCUGCUGCGCUGCGCAGCACCAGUCCGCCGGUCCCGCUUCACUGUGCCGCCCUUAACCGCCAGUUCCACUGCGCUGCACUGCCCCAGUCCAACAUCCGCGCUGUGCCCCGCUGCGCUCCCCUGCCCUCUGGCCCGGCUGUGUUCCGCUGCUUCAGUCCGCCGGUUCAUCCGCCGCGUUAA